AUGGCCACGGCGGCGCCCGCGCUGCCCACCUUCCUCCGGCUGUGGCCGGCCUCGCCCUUCCUCCUCUCCCCCAGCCCUCACGUCCCCAGUUCAAGGCGCCCCACUCCGUUGCGCCUGAACUCUCUUCGCCCUGCGAGGCCGCUCUUCCCCAUCUCAGCUGUGGAGAAGACCAACGAGGCUGCUGCGGCCGGGGAGGGUGAGCUGGAGGGGAUGCCGCCCGAGUUCUACGACGAGGAGUGGCAGGCCCGUCAGCGGAAGAGGACUAAGGAGUGGCAUGCAUAUCGGCAGAAAGAGGAGGCCGAGGAGGAAAGAAUAACAAAUGAGUACCGAGAGAUAGGCAUGCGCCUGAAAGCUUACCCACAAGAAGAAGUUCGCAAAGCUAGAAUUUUAGUUUCAAGUUUCAUAAGAGCUGGUGAAGAUGUUGAGGAGGAAAUUGAGAAGGUUGCUGAAAGAGGAGAGCUUACUGAACUUGUCCUUAUGGUCAUCUGGAAUCGACUUGAUGUUGCUCGCCGUGAUGAUGAGCGGGAUGCCAUCAGAAGCCUUGAUCUCUUGUAUAGAAGGGUAGAGACAGAGAUUCUAAAGAGUGAAGCAACUCCUGCCAUGAGUUUGCUCAAUGAGCUCCUUAAUCUUCAUGAUGGAGGCGACAAUGAAAAGUGGUUAAAGAAAUGUAGAAAGCGCAUGCUUGAAGUCUUUCCAAGAGAGGACCCAUUCACUGUGGUCUUUCCUGCUGGGUUCAACAUGGAGAAUCAUGAAGGGCGAAUUGAGCUGCCGCCUCAGGAUGACGAACUUCUUCUGAGAGUGGACUUUGUCAGGGAAGUUGAUGAGCUGCUGAAAGAGGUUCAAGCUGAGCAAGACAAGAAAAAGCAACAAAUUGGAUUUGACCCAGAAUCAGUUGCAUAUAUGCUGAAGCAGCAGGAGAAGAUGCAAACCAUACGUCAGGUAGAAUCUCUCCUGGACUUGGCGUCCUCCUUGAAAUGGUGA
Molecule: messenger RNA, 981 nt
Organism: Miscanthus lutarioriparius
Lineage: Eukaryota; Viridiplantae; Streptophyta; Magnoliopsida; Poales; Poaceae
Source: the annotation of a GenBank genome assembly